AGCCUCAGUCAUCUUCCUGGGAGCACUAACAAUUUCUAUUGACUGGACUCUCCCAACCCUUUGCUAGAGUGAAGCCACUGAAGAUUGGAGACAGUUCAAAAUAAAGAAAUUAUCUUCUAGUUUAAGCUUUCUCUGUGAGACAAAGCAAAGAGUAAUGUCCCCACUGAUGCAGCCAGAAGCCAUCUUCCUAAACAUUGCACUAUUCCUGAGUCUUUGCUUCCAAUCAGUUUGCUUCACGGAAAACUGGCUGGUGGAUGUAAAUCCACCUCCUAAAACUUGUGACAGUGAUGAAUGCAAAGUGGAAGGAAAUGAUUGUACACACAUCAAGGAAUUAUUUCCCACUGCAUCAAGUGGUGUGUAUGCGAUUCAGCCAAUAGGAAAAUCCAAACCAUUUAAGGUAUUUUGUGACAUGGAGGAUGAUGGAGGUUGGACAGUAUUCCAAAUUAGAAAUGGUUUAGAUUCCCUGAAUUUUUACAAAGGUUGGACUGAAUACAAGGAAGGAUUUGGACACCCUAGCUGUGAACAUUGGCUGGGACUGGAAAACAUUUACUCACUGACUAACCAGGCAAACAAGACAUUUAAACUCCGGGUAGACUUAAAGGAUUUUGAAGACAGCAAUGCACAUGCAGAAUAUUCCAAAUUCUGGAUUGACAGUGAAACAGAAUUUUACAGACUUCACCUGGGGAAUUACUCAGGAAAUGCAGGUGAUGCAUUCAAAGGACUAGGACCCCCCGAAAAGGACCAAAAUGGUCAUAUGUUCAGUACUUAUGACCAGGACAAUGAUGAUUGCAAACCUUGUAUCUUUGGUGACAUUUUAAUUGAAAGUUGCAGUGUUAUGCUUAGUAGUGGAUGGUGGUUUAGUCAAUGUGGAAUGGCAGAUCUGAAUGGGGACUGGCAUCCAAAAGGUAAUAAUAUUGGCUGGAUGUCUGGAGUGCACUGGAAAACUUGGAAACAGGUGCCGUAUUCACUGCAAGCCAGUCAAUUAAGAGUUGUAUCGGUGUAAAUUCCUUACAUCAAUCUCCUCAUUUAUGGUUGUAUUAAACAAACAGUAAAAAAAAAAAAAUCUUUCAAUAUCUUACAAAUAUAAACAUUUUACCUAAUUAUUACUGAAUCAGUUUUUAAAAGCUGUUAUAAACAAACAUUUUGUAUUUUAACUAUUGAUGAUUAAAAUGUGUGAUUUAGCUUGUUUAAUUAAACCUAUAAAAUACAAAUAGAAAUGCUGGAAAUGCUCAGCAGGUCAAGCAAGAUCUGUGAAGAGAGAAACAGUGCUAAUGUUUCAGACUGAUGACUCCUCAUCAGAAGUUCUGAAAAUGGGUCAUUAACACUGUUUCUCUCUCCACAGAUCUUGCUUGACCUGCUGAGCACAUCCAGUAUUUUCUGUUUUCAUUUCAGAUUUCCAGCAUCCGCAGAAUUUUGCUGAAAUAUUUUUGCUUUGUUGU
Messenger RNA from Carcharodon carcharias (great white shark), 1439 nucleotides. RefSeq names its product angiopoietin-related protein 5-like. Lineage: Eukaryota; Metazoa; Chordata; Chondrichthyes; Lamniformes; Lamnidae. Bases 155 to 1003 code for a protein of 282 amino acids. The transcript has 7 exons. The record is from RefSeq and is a predicted model, not a curated record.